Myotis davidii is the source of this 7056-nucleotide messenger RNA. RefSeq names its product tectorin alpha (gene TECTA). The record is from RefSeq and is a predicted model, not a curated record. Gene Ontology annotation, molecular function: protein binding. NCBI's taxonomy places the organism in Eukaryota, Metazoa, Chordata, Mammalia, Chiroptera, Vespertilionidae. The transcript has 24 exons. Gene Ontology annotation, biological process: cell-matrix adhesion. The coding region runs from base 1 to 6381 and encodes 2126 amino acids.
AUGAAUUACUCCUCAUUCCUUCGGAUCUGGGUUUCUUUCAUCUUCGCGCUGAUACAGCACCGAGCUCAGCCCAGGGAGCUUAUGUACCCAUUUUGGCAGAAUGACACCAAAACCCCCAAAGUAGACGACGGAAGCUCCCCCGAGAUCAAGCUGGCCAUCCCCAUCUUCUUCUUCGGCGUGCCUUACCGCACUGUCUAUGUCAAUAACAACGGCGUUGUCUCCUUCAACGUGCUGGUGAGCCAGUUCACACCCGAGUCCUUCCCCUUGACGGACGGGAGGGCCUUCAUCGCCCCGUUUUGGGCAGACGUGCACAACGGGAUCCGAGGCGAGAUCUACUACAGAGAGACCAUGGACCCUGCCAUCCUGACAAGAGCCACCAAGGACAUCAGGAAGCACUUCAAGGACAUGGCAGCCUUCUCGGCCACGUGGGUCUUCAUUGUGACCUGGGAGGAAGUCACGUUUUACGGAGGGAGCAGCACCACGCCCGUGAACACCUUCCAGGCCGUCCUGGUGUCUGAUGGCUCUCACACAUUCACGCUCUUCAAUUACUAUGAAAUCAACUGGACCACGGGGACAGCAAGCGGCGGGGACCCCCUGACAGGUCUUGGGGGAGUGAUGGCACAGGCAGGAUUUAACGGUGGGAACCUCAGCAACUUCUUCAGCCUCCCGGGGUCCAGAACCCCCGACAUUGUGAACAUCCAGGAGACCACCAACGUCAACGUUCCCGGCCGCUGGGCGUUCAAAGUGGAUGGGAAAGAGAUUGACCCGGCCAAUGGCUGCACCUCCAGAGGGCAGUUCCUGCGGCGAGGGGAGGUGUUCUGGGAGGACCUCAACUGCACCAUCAAGUGCCGCUGCCUGGACUUCAACAAUGAGAUCUACUGCCAGGAGGCCGCUUGCAGCCCCUAUGAGGUGUGCGAGCCCAAAGGCAAGUUCUCCUCCUGCAGCCCCGUGGAGACCGGCACCUGCGUGGUGUUCGGGGAGCCGCACUACCGCACCUUCGACGGCUUCGUCUUCCAUUUCCAGGGCUCCUGCGCCUACCUUCUGGCCCGGCACUGCGUGCGGGCGGCCCACCUCCCCUUCUUCAGCGUGGAGGCCAAGAAUGAGCGCCGGGCCGGCAAGGCCGUCUCCACGCUGAGGGAGCUCUCCGUGGAGGUGAACGGCUACAAGAUCCUCAUCCCCAAAGGGAGCUACGGGAAAGUCAAGGUGAAUGAUCUAGUGACUUCUUUGCCCAUCACCUUAGACUUGGGGGCUGUGAAAAUCUACCAGAGCGGCAUGUCCACUGCAGUGGAAACAGAUUUUGGGCUCUUAGUGACGUUUGAUGGCCAGCACUACGCCUCCAUCUCCAUCCCGGGCUCCUACACCAACUCCACGUGCGGGCUUUGUGGGAACUACAACAAGAACCCACUGGACGACUUCCUCCGCCCGGACGGUAGGCCGGCCAUGUCUGUGCUGGAUCUGGGAGAGAGCUGGCGGGUCUACCAUGCUGAGUGGCUAUGUGACUCGGGCUGCGUGGACAACUGCACCCAGUGCGACACGGCCACAGAGGCCCUGUACUUCGGCCCCGACUACUGCGGCUUCCUCAACAAGACAGACGGGCCCCUGUGGGAGUGCGGCACCGUGGUGGACCCCACAGCCUUCGUGCACAGCUGCGUGUAUGACCUAUGCAGCGUGAGGGACAAUGGGACUCUCCUCUGCCAAGCCAUCCAGGCCUAUGCCCUCGUGUGCCAAGCCCUUGGCAUUCCAAUCGGAGACUGGCGCCUCCAGACUGGGUGUGUAUCCACGGUGCAGUGCCCCAGCUUCAGCCACUACUCUGUGUGCACCAGCAGCUGCCCGGACACGUGCGCAGACCUCACGGCCUCGCAGACCUGUGCCACGCCCUGCACAGAGGGCUGUGAGUGCAAUGAUGGCUUCGUCCUCAGUGCCAGCCAGUGCGUCCCGCUGCACGAGUGCGGCUGCGACUUCGACGGCCGCUACUACACUCUGGGGGAGUUCUUCUGGGCCACCGCCAACUGCACGGUGCAGUGCCUGUGCGAGGAGGGUGGCGACGUGUACUGCUUCAACCGGACCUGCCGUGUCGACGAGGUGUGCACCGUGGAGCAGGGCCACCGCGGCUGCUUCCCCCGGCGCGAGACUGUGUGCCUGCUCAGCCAGAACCAGGUGCUGCACACCUUCGACGGUGCCGCCUUCGCCUUCCCCGCCGAGUUCUCCUACACGGUGCUCAGGACCUGCCCCGAGCAGCCCGAGUACUUGGAGAUCGACAUCAACAAGAAGAAGCCCGACGGAGGGCCUGCCGGGCUGCGAGGCCUCCGGAUCCUGGUGGCCAACCAGGAGGUCAAGAUCGGAGGGGUCGGGGCCUCGGAAGUCAAGGUGAACGGCCAGGAGGUGGAACUGCCUUUCUUCCACCUCUCGGGGAAGCUGGAGGUUCACCGGACCCAGAACAGCACCACGGUGGAGUCCAAGGGCGUGGUGAGCGUGCAGUACUGGGCCUCGGGGCUGCUGUACGUGCGCCUGUCCACCGUCUACUUCAACUGCACCGGAGGCCUGUGCGGCUUCUUCAACGCCAACGCCAGCGACGAGUUCUGCCUCCCCAACGGCAAGUGCACGGACAACCUGGCCGUGUUCCUGGAGAGCUGGACCACCUUCGAGGAGAUCUGCAACGGCGAGUGCGGGGACCUGCUCAAGGCCUGCGGCAACGACUCGGAGCUGCUCAAGCUCUACCGCAGCCGCGCGCGCUGCGGCGUCAUCAACGACCCGUCCAACAGCUCGUUCCUGGAGUGCCACGGCGUGGUCAACGCCACCGCCUACUACCGCACCUGCCUCUUCCGCCUCAAGCUCUAUACAAUGAGCCAAACUGCUCUGGACUGCCCGGAGAACAGCCACUUUGAGGAAUGCAUGACCUGUACAGAGACCUGCGAAACACUGGCCCUGGGCCCCAUCUGUGUAGACAGCUGCUCAGAGGGGUGUCAGUGCGACGAGGGCUAUGCCCUGCAAGGCACCCAGUGUGUUGCCCGGAGCGAGUGUGGCUGCAACUUUGAGGGGCACCAACUUGCCACAAACCAGACCUUCUGGGUGGACCUGGACUGUCAGAUCUUCUGCUACUGCAACGGCACAGACAACAGCGUCCACUGCGAGACCGUCCCCUGCAAGGAUGAUGAGUACUGCAUGGAGGAGGGCGGCCUGCACUACUGCCAGCCCCGCACUGAUGCCUCCUGCAUCGUCUCAGGCUAUGGCCACUACCUGACCUUCGAUGGCUACGCUUUUGACUUCCAGACCAGCUGCCCACUCAUCCUGUGCACCACGGGAAGCAGGCCGAGCGCAGAGUCAGUCCCCAAGUUUAUUGUCACGGCCAAGAACGAGGACCGGGACCCAUCACUGGCCUUGUGGGUCAAGCAGGUGGACGUGACCGUGUUUGGCUACAGCAUAGUGAUUCACAGGGCCUACAAGCACACUGUGCUGGUCAACAAUGAACGGCUGUAUCUCCCUUUGAAACUGGGUCAAGGGAAGAUAAAUAUCUUUUCCUUUGGCUUCCACGUGGUGGUGGAGACAGAUUUUGGCCUGAAGGUCGUGUAUGACUGGAAGACCUUCCUGUCAAUCACAGUCCCACGGACCAUGCAGAACGGCACCUCCGGUUUGUGUGGCCGCUAUAACGGCAACCCCGACGACGACCUGGAGAUGCCCAUGGGGCUGCUUGCAUCCAGCAUCAAUGAGUUUGGGCAGAGCUGGGUGAAGAGGGACACCUUCUGCCAGGUGGGCUGUGGGGACCGCUGCCCCUCCUGUGCCAAGGUGGAAGGCUUCUCCAAGGUGCAGCAGCUGUGCAGCCUGAUCCCCAACCAGAACGCGGGCUUCACCAAGUGUCACAGCAAAGUCAACCCCACCUUCUUCUACAAGAACUGCCUGUUUGACUCCUGCAUCGAUGGAGGCGCGGUGCAGACGGCCUGCAGCUGGCUGCAGAACUAUGCCAGCACCUGCCAGACACAGGGGAUCGCCGUGACCGGCUGGAGGAAUUACACAUCCUGCUCCGUCACCUGCCCGCCCCACAGCCACUACGAGAGCUGCGUGAGCGUGUGCCAACCGCGCUGCGCCGCCAUCCGCCUCAAGAGCGACUGCAACCACUACUGCGUGGAGGGCUGCCAGUGCGACGCGGGCUACGUGCUCAACGGCAAGAGCUGCAUCCUGCUGCACAGCUGCGGCUGCUACGCGGACGGCCAGUAUCAUGCUCCCAAGCAGCUGUUCUGGAACAGCGACUGCACCCGGCGUUGCCGCUGCUUCCGGCGCAACCUGAUCCAGUGCGACCCGCGCCAGUGCAAGUCUGACGAGGAGUGCGCGCUGCGCAACGGCGUGCGCGGCUGCUUCAGCACCAGGACCUCCUACUGCCUGGCGGCUGGCGGCGGCGUCUUCCGCACCUUCGACGGCGCCUUCCUGCGCUUCCCUGCCAACUGCGCCUUCGUGCUCUCCACCAUCUGCCAGAAGCUGCCCGACAUCUCCUUCCAGCUCAUCAUCAACUUCGACAAGUGGUCGUCCCCCAACCUCACCAUCAUCUCGCCCGUCUACUUCUACAUCAACGAGGAGCAGAUUCUCAUCAGCGACCGCAACACCGUCAAGGUGAACGGCACACAAGUGAAUGUCCCUUUUAUAACCGGGUUGGCAACCAAAAUCUACAGCAGCGAAGGGUUCCUGGUGAUUGACACCAGCCCCGACAUCCAGAUAUACUACAACGGCUUCAACGUCAUAAAAAUCAGCAUCAGCGAGAGGCUGCAGAACAAAGUGUGUGGCCUCUGUGGCAACUUCAAUGGGGACUUAACUGACGACUACGUAACCCUGCGGGGGAAGCCAGUGGUGAGCAGUGUGGUGCUGGCCCAGAGCUGGAAAACCAAUGGCAUGCAGAAGCGCCCCCUCGCCUGCAGCUGCAACGAGCUGCAGUUCUCGCAGUAUGCGGCCGCCUGUGACAACGUGCACAUCCAGAGGCUGCAGGGUGAGGGCUACUGCCUGAAGCUCACGGACAUGAAGGGCUUCUUCCAGCCCUGCUACGGGCUGCUCGACCCGCUGCCCUUCUACGAGUCCUGCUACCUGGACGGCUGCUACAACCACCGGAAGCUGCAGCUGUGCGGCUCGCUGGCCGCCUACGGGGAGUCCUGCCGCUCCUUGGGGAUCCUCAGCACCGAGUGGAUCGAGAAGGAGAAUUGCUCAGGAGUGGUGGACGAUCCCUGCGUGGGGGCUGACUGUCCCAACCGGACCUGUGAGCUGGACAACGGCGGGGAGCUGUGUGGCUGCAUCGAGCCUCCCCCCUACGGGAACAACUCGCACGAUAUCAUCGACGCGGAGGUGACCUGCAAGGCAUCCCAGAUGGAGGUGUCCAUCUCCAAGUGCAAACUCUUCCAGCUCGGCUUCGAGAGAGAGGGCGUGAGGGUCAAUGACAGGCAGUGCACGGGCAUCGAAGGGGAAGACUUCAUCUCCUUUCAGAUCAACAACACCAAAGGCAACUGCGGGAACAUCGUGCAGUCCAAUGGCACUCACAUCAUGUACAAGAACACAAUCUGGAUAGAAAGCGCCAACAACACGGGCAACAUCAUCACCAGGGACCGGACCAUCAACGUGGAGUUCUCGUGUGCUUAUGAGCUGGACAUCAAGAUCUCCUUGGACUCGGUGGUGAAGCCCAUGCUGAGUGUCAUUAACCUGACCGUUCCAACCCAAGAGGGCAGCUUCACCACCAAGAUGGCGCUCUACAAAAACGCCUCCUACAAGCACCCGUACCGCCAGGGCGAGGUGGUGCUGACCACGCGAGACGUGCUGUACGUCGGGGUCUUUGUGGUCGGAGCUGAUGCCACCCAUUUGAUCCUGACGCUGAACAAGUGCUAUGCCACACCCUCACGCGACAGCAAUGACAAGCUCCGAUACUUCAUCAUUGAAGAAGGGUGUCAGAACAUUAAAGACAACACCAUUGGCAUCGAGGAGAACGGGGUCUCCCUCACCUGCCGCUUUCACGUCACAGUCUUCAAGUUCAUCGGGGAUUACGAUGAAGUCCAUCUUCACUGCGCAGUGUCACUCUGCGAUUCGGAGAAGUACUCCUGCAAAAUAAAUUGCCCACAAAAUUCCAGGAUUGCCACAGAAUAUACCAAAGAACCUAAAGAACAGAUCAUAUCAGUGGGACCCAUUAGGAGAAAAAGGCUGGACUGGUGUGAGGACAACGGAGGGUGUGAGCAGAUCUGCACCAGCCGGGUGGAGGGGCCCCUGUGCAGCUGUGUGACGGGCACCCUGCAAGAGGACGGCAAGAGCUGCCGAGCCUCUAAUUCUUCCACUGAGCGUCAAGUCUGGACACUGCUUCUCGUCAUGACCCAGAUUUCAUUAUGGCAUUUUGUGUAUAAAUCAGUCACGACCUCAUAAUUAACUCAAGGUUGCUAUAUGAAGUACUGUAAUUUACGUUUUUCCAUUCCCUGUAGAAUAAAAGGUGUGUGCCCUUAACUCAAAACCUAUUUCAAAGUGUCCAGAAUCUCAACAGGAUGCCACCUGCCUCAAAUGAUCAGAGAUCUGGAGAUGAGUGAAAUUGCAAACUCCUCUUUCAAAGUACACAAUGGGGCUUCCAAAGCCAGUUGUGGAAAGCAUAUAUCUUGGUAAAAAUUUUCAAACAGUUGUCACUAGAAACUGAUUCACUCAAAUAAUCAAUAAAGGACAAGAUUCUGGUUAGAAACGUCUGACUGGAAUCUGAACAGAGAAUCUGUCCAGCCCGUGCUGUUUCCAGAUCAUAGGUUUUACGAAGAGGGAACAAUGUGGAGAAGCAACGACUGGGGGACUGACUCCCUCUGAAGACUCUUUCUCAGUUUGCAAGUGUCUGAUCUCUGACCUGCGUGUUGCUUCCUUUCUGUAUGACGAGCUCCUUCCCUACCCUCGUGUCCUCUAACCUCGCCAUGAGCCUGGUCACUGGUAUGUUGUUUGCAGACCUUGGGAGCCCUACCCACUUCCAUUCCCUCAGACCCAAUUCCUUCUCUUUUUAUAAAUCAACCAAAUAAUUUUUUAAUGUGUUUUAUGCUUAAAUAAACUUUGUGUUCAGUAUUCUCGUUA